This is a messenger RNA of Alligator sinensis (Chinese alligator), 1402 nucleotides long. Its product is annotated as forkhead box protein G1-like. Gene Ontology annotation, molecular function: DNA-binding transcription factor activity, RNA polymerase II-specific; RNA polymerase II cis-regulatory region sequence-specific DNA binding. The coding region runs from base 953 to 1402 and encodes 149 amino acids. Gene Ontology annotation, biological process: anatomical structure morphogenesis; cell differentiation; regulation of transcription by RNA polymerase II. The transcript is spliced from 2 exons. The record is from RefSeq and is a predicted model, not a curated record. Lineage: Eukaryota; Metazoa; Chordata; Crocodylia; Alligatoridae.
UUCACAUUUAUUUGAACAACCCACAUUUAUGUGAAUAAUCGCAUCUAUUUGAAAAACCUGCAUCUACUUUGAACAAUCUGCAUUUACGUGAAUAACCUGCAUCUAAUCAAAUAAUCUGAAUUCAUUUGGAUAACCCGCCUCUAUUGGAAUUAUCGACAUUUAUUUGAAUAACCGCAUCUAUUUGGAUAAUCUGUAUCUAGUGGCAUAACCCGCCCCUAUUGGAAAAACUGCCUCUGUUUGAAUAACUGCCCCAUUUGAAUAAUCCGCGUCUAUCUGAAAAACCAGCAGAUAUUAGAAUAGUCUGCAUUUAUUUGAAUAAUCCACAUUUAUUUGAAUAUUCUGCAUCUAUUCAGAUUAUCUCCCUCCACCUGCAUGCUCCGGGCCCAUCCCGCUCACCCACGGACAUCCUCCUCCUUCCUUGCUUUGUUUCCCUCUUCUUCGGCUUCAUCAGAAGUCAUCCCCGGGCACGCGGGGGGCGCGGGGGGAUUCCCGGGGGCCGCCCGGGUCCGUGGGUGGGAAGCGAAGCAGGAGGAGAGAGGGGAGGAAAUCAGAGUCGGGUGUUCCCUGAGGACGGGGGUGUCACUUGACCCCACCGGGAGGCCUGGCCCCACUGUCACCCCGCAACCGCCCCAUCACCCACGGCCGACCUCACCCUCCAGCCACCAACCCCCCCAUGGGCGCCAAUCCAGAGCGACCCCCAGGGGCACCGUGAGCCCGGGUGCGGGUCUCGCUCUCGCGCAGAGCCCAGCCUGGACGGUGAACGGCGCGGUCCAGCCCACGGCCACGGCACCGGGGAUGCCAAAGGGGGGCACGGGAGCCGGUGGGGCGGUGCUAAGCCAAUCGCCCCCUCCCUAUUGGCCGCCCAGAGCCCCCCUCGGGGCCCGAUAGGCCAGGAGGAGCGGGAGCCGGGGCUCUUAGGCGGGUGCGUGGCGGGGAGACGUCUCCACGGGCCAUGGCGGGCGCCGAGGACCCCGCGGCGGCGUCACCCUUCAGCAUCUCCAGCCUCCUGCGGGAGCCGGAGCCGAGCGCCGGGAAGCCGCCGUUCAGCUACAACGCGCUGAUCGUCAUGGCCAUCCGCAGCAGCCCCGAGCGGCGCCUGCCCCUCAGCGGCAUCUACGAGUUCAUCACGCGCCACUUCCCCUACUACCGGGCCGCGCGCCGCGGCUGGCAGAACUCGGUGCGCCACAACCUCAGCCUCAGCAAGUGCUUCGUCAAGGUGCCGCGGCCCGGCGGGCAGCCGGGCAAGGGCGGCUACUGGGGAGCCUUUCUGCAGGAGUCUCCAGCUGGAAGGAAGGAGCCGCAGAGACGCAGCCGGCUCCCCGAGCGCCAUCGCCGCCGGGACGAGGCUUCGCGGGACCUGGACGUCUUCGGCCCAGGGCAGAUCCGUGGCCUCUCCGGAUGA